CCGGCGCGCACUGCUUACUACAUACGUACGUACAUGAUACAUGCUGAGCUGCACAAGACGACCAUUCCUGCUGCCCGCGUUGCCCCAACUUCAACCUUGGAACCUGCCCACCUGCUGUCAUCUUUCCUGGCAUCGAGCGUCAAGCGUCCAGCCUUCCCCUCCGCGCCAAUUGGAACUUGCACUCGCCGCUUCGCACACUUGCACACCCCGCCGUAGCCCCCCGACGUCAUCACACCUAGGCCCCAUCUUCCUCCCAACACCGCCACCCCCCUUGCGUUUGUCCAGACAUCCUUUUGCUCAAAACUUAUUGCUGCUUCUCAAGCCUCGCUUAUCUCAGCUCCUAACACACCCCCGCCCUCCCCUUUCUCCACCCGCACCCAUCCUCGUUGCCGCCACCCGGUAAACAAGCGCCGUCGCAAUCACUCAAGCUGGCUGGCAACAGGCGCCGGAGCGCCCAGGGCGGCUUGCUCUCGAAGAUGUUCGGGAAUGCAAAAGACGACGAAGGCGCCGCCAUCGAUGCCCCUGCAAACAACGACGCGCCCAGGCCGGCGGCUGCUUCGACGGCCGACAACGCCGCCUCUGGCACACACGGCGCGAGCAAUGGUGCCACUGCUGAUCGCAAGGGCAGCGACUCUGCUGCUCCACCCGAGCGGAAACGAAGGAGCAGUGGCGUAUCGCGUGCCCGCGACAUGUUCUCGAGCGCGAAGCAAUCGUUGCACAUUGGCGGCUCCUCCCCCACCUCAACCUCGUCUGCCAACACCGCCCACAUGUCGGAGAAGUCAGCUACCCAAACUCCAAUGCAGAAGCUGGGCAAGUCGGACGCUGCUCUCAGCGUGCCCCAGGGCUCGCUCAACAACUCUGCCGGCGAGUCCGCACCGGGUCCACGGUCCACGUUCCGCGUCGGUGUCACCGAGGACAAGAACAAGAAGUGCAGACGGACUAUGGAGGAUACACAUGCAUACCUAUACAACUUCCUCAGCACUCCGGCCCCCUCGUAUGGCACGGACAAGCCCCGCGCUGUCUCGGAUGCGAGCUCGGCCCAGUCUGAUCUACCGCAGGCUGUGGUCGAGAGCGAUAAUGGCUACUUUGCCAUCUUCGACGGCCAUGCUGGUACUUUUGCCGCCGACUGGUGUGGGAAGAAGCUUCACCUGAUCCUGGAAGAGACGAUUCGAAAGAAUCCCAACACACCGAUACCCGAACUUCUUGACCAGACCUUUACCGUAGUCGACCAGCAGCUGGAGAAGCUUCCUUUGAAGAAUAGUGGUUGCACUGCUGUGAUUGCAGUUUUGCGAUGGGAGGAUCGGGUGCCCAACGCACAAUCGUCCACCGGUUCCGUCCUCUUUGCACCAGCGGCAGUGUCAGCUAUCAAGCAAGCUGGUGAAGGCGGCGAGUCCAAGGACGGUGCCGACGCCGUUACCUCUGAGCCUGCAGCUGAACAAGUGGAAGCAAAACUACGAAGUGAGGCUACUCGGCAACGCGUAUUGUACACGGCGAACGUGGGCGACGCGCGCAUUGUCCUUUGCCGGAAUGGCCGAGCUCUUCGCCUUUCAUAUGACCACAAGGGCAGUGACGAGAACGAAGGACGUCGAGUUGCUAGCGCUGGUGGUUUGAUCCUCAACAACCGCGUCAAUGGCGUCCUCGCUGUCACUCGUGCGCUGGGCGAUGCAUACAUGAAAGACCUGGUGACUGGACACCCUUACACCACAGAGACAGUCAUCCAGGCCGACCAGGACGAAUUCCUUAUCCUCGCUUGCGAUGGUCUCUGGGACGUCUGUUCCGACCAAGAAGCCGUCGAUCUCAUACGUCAAAUCCAUGAUCCUCAAGAAGCCUCAAAGAAGCUCGUCGAUUAUGCUCUUGCCCGCUUCUCCACUGACAACCUGUCGUGUAUGGUUGUGCGGUUCGACAACAAAGCCCUCCGCCAGCGCAAGAACGAGGCCACGACAAGUUUAGACCAAGAGCAGGCAGCUAUCAAGGGCGGUAUCACUGAAGCAGACUCAAUUGUAGCGCAGGCAAGAAAGUCGAUUGGCGAGCCAGAGACAUCGGUCGAGCAUGCGGCAAAGGAGAUUAUCAUGGAGGAAACCGAGGCUGAGCCUGGCCCUGAGCUGAGUCUCGAAGCCGCCAAAGCCGCGAGGAAAAACGAUGUAUAGUUAGGAUGAGAAAGGGUCCACUGCAUGUAAUUCAUAGUUCAAGGGGUGGGGGAGGCGCCUCAUAUGCGAGUGGAGAGGCGCAUAGCAAUGAUGAGGAAGUGAUGUAUAGUUUGUAGGCAUGCUUGUGCAUGUUGUGUACUUGGUCUGUAUGCAUUUCCUAGAGUGUGCGCCACGUCUGAACUGGGUGCUUUGGAUCUUGAAUCAAGCAAAAAGUCGAGACAAUGUAUUUGGGGUCUGAAACUUGUGCUGUGGCACUCAUAGACGUUGGUUUGCCCCGCAUGUUUGCGCAU
Bipolaris sorokiniana ND90Pr is the source of this 2437-nucleotide messenger RNA. RefSeq lists its product as uncharacterized. Gene Ontology annotation, biological process: protein dephosphorylation. The transcript is spliced from 2 exons. Lineage: Eukaryota; Fungi; Ascomycota; Dothideomycetes; Pleosporales; Pleosporaceae. The record is from RefSeq and is a predicted model, not a curated record. The coding region runs from base 477 to 2147 and encodes 556 amino acids. Gene Ontology annotation, molecular function: cation binding; protein serine/threonine phosphatase activity.